CUCCUUUUUUAUAUUUUUAAAAAAGUGGUAGCAAUAACUACCUUAAUUUCUACAAUAGUCGUAGCUCAAUUCUCAAGGUCACCAGCCUCUCCAUUCAGCCAUGGAACAAGAGAACAUACAUGGCAGGAUGUCUGUGCCUCAGUUUGGAGGGUGGGACCAAAACGCACCAGGAGCUACCGACUAUUCGGUGGUGUUCACCCAAGCUCGUGCUAACAAAAAGCACCAGAAGACCAGCAUGACUGAAAUCAAGACUAAAAUUCAUGAGAUUGAAGGGGACUCUGUUAAUUCUAAUAAUAGUCAAUCUCAUCAUCAUCAUCACCAUCAUCAUCAUCAUCAUGUUCGCAGUCAUGCUCCUGAAGAUUCUAUGGGGAAAAAGAGGAUCAUGGCCUACAUCAAUUGUUGCAUUAAGCCGUGAGGUGCUAAGAACCAUACUACCACAGCGACUCCUCAAUUUUCAAGUCAAUGACAUGCUACUAAAGCACGAGGGAUCUAUGACUUGUAACAUGCACGUAACUGAGUCGAGUUCAACGGAAACUUGACCUUAAACUUUAGUAAUCUGUGUGAGCUAUAUAUUGUACAGUAUCUUAUUUAAGUUGUUGUCUCUUUCUUCUCCAAGAGAUUUAGUCAAUAAGCAAUAUAUUACAUGGGUGGAGAAAAGGUAACACCAAGCAUA
Cajanus cajan (pigeon pea) is the source of this 673-nucleotide messenger RNA. RefSeq lists its product as uncharacterized. The record is from RefSeq and is a predicted model, not a curated record. Lineage: Eukaryota; Viridiplantae; Streptophyta; Magnoliopsida; Fabales; Fabaceae.